Molecule: messenger RNA, 921 nt
Organism: Stylonychia lemnae
Lineage: Eukaryota; Ciliophora; Spirotrichea; Sporadotrichida; Oxytrichidae
Source: the annotation of a GenBank genome assembly
AUGGAUAGUCCUUAACCCAGAGAUGGAGGCACAAUGAUGACCAAUAAAUUCGAUCGAUCAGUCUUGAGUAAUACUGCUCGAUCUAAGAGCUAUUUCGGUAAUAGCUACACUGAAAAGAACCCAAUGAAUACCUCCACUGCUAAGCAGAUGUUUUCUUUUUCAAAGGACAGAAGGUUUCAACAUUAUAGGUAAAGACUAAAAUAGGAAUCAGGAGCUGGAAAAGCUUUUGGCUACACUUAAAGAUUCAAGUAUUAUCCAUCUCAAAUAAAGCAUGGUGAUCUCCCAUCUCCUGCAAGAUAUGACAUCAAAGGAUAAUUUUCACCAUAGAACAAGAGCUAGUCAUUUUCAUUUGGAUUGGCAAGAGAACAAAUGAAUAAGAUGCAUAUUUAAGCAAUAGAAAAGGUUGGCAAAGAUAAGUUACCAGGACCUGGACAAUAUUAGCCACCAAAGACGUUUGGAAAUGAUGGACUUAAAUUUUCAAUGAGACCUUUGACUGUCAUGCUUAAUAAAUAAAAAGAGCUUCCUGGACCAGGAUAGUAUCAGCAGCCAGAUUUAGUAGGGCAUUUGAACUCAACUAAAUUUACAUCUAUAUAAAAAGCUCCAUAAUCCCCAUCAUUCCCAAAAGCUAAGAACAGAUUUGAAACUCCUACAUUUAAAAAUGUAAACCCAGGGCCCGGCAACUACUCACCAAAGAACAACUUGAAUGAGGAUAUAUACUCCCUAUAUAAGUCUUUUGGAAAGACUUUAUUUGGAAAAGAUGAGAGAAAAGCCCUAGAGGAUAAACUUUACUAAAAUGUAGAGUUUCCUGGACCAGGAAACUAUCAGUUACCUACAGAAUUUGGAAAAUAUGAUCCUCCUACCCACCUCACAUUUAGCCCUGGGGAUACCAAAAGAUCUCACACUGCGAAUCUUGAAAGAUGA